CGUCAAAAAGGCUUAAACAGUCCCACGAGUAUAAAUAUGUAAAGGAUACAACAUAAUUGAGCAGAAUAUAAAUAAGUGAGACGGAUUGAAAUCGGGUUAGACAAGAGAAGGAGAUGGGGUUCACUGAUAAACAAGAAGCUUUGGUGAAGGAUUCAUGGGAAGCCAUGAAGCAAAACAUUCCUCAACUCAGUCUUCGUUUCUUCUCAUUGAUACUGGAAAUAGCACCAGCAGCAAAGAACAUGUUUUCAUUCUUGAAGGACUCAGACGAAAUUCCUCAGAACAAUCCUAAGCUUAAAGCUCAUGCUGUUAAGGUUUUCAAGAUGACAUGUGAAUCGGCGGUUCAGCUUCGGGAGAAGGGGGAAGUGGUGGUUGGUGAUACCACUCUCAAUUACUUGGGAUCCAUCCAUGUCCAGAAAGGAGUUAUUGACCCCCACUUUGAGGUAGUAAAAGAAGCAUUGUUAAGAACAGUGGAAGAAGCAAUGGGAGAGAAAUGGAGUGAAGAAAUGAAAGAAGCAUGGGCUGAAGCCUAUGACCAAUUGGCUGCUGCCAUUAAAGCUGAGAUGCACGCUGAGGCUGCUGCCUAGUCCUACCUAUCAUGUGCUCUUUUUAUUUAUUUAUUUAUUUAUUUAUAUAUAAUAUGUUUGUGGGGGUGCCUAUGCCUAGCUAGCCACUCUUCUUUAUUUUCAGUUCCCCACAUAUGAAUGAAAGAAUGGGUGUGAUUGAUACAAA
Lycium barbarum (goji berry) is the source of this 729-nucleotide messenger RNA. RefSeq names its product non-symbiotic hemoglobin 2. Gene Ontology annotation, molecular function: heme binding; oxygen binding. The coding region runs from base 114 to 584 and encodes 156 amino acids. The transcript has 4 exons. The record is from RefSeq and is a predicted model, not a curated record. NCBI's taxonomy places the organism in Eukaryota, Viridiplantae, Streptophyta, Magnoliopsida, Solanales, Solanaceae.